GAUGAUUUUAACAGUCAGUUUUACUGCGGAGGCCAUCACAGCCCUGCAGUGGUGUUUCUUAAUCACAUCUCUGAACACUACUGAGCUUCAGUUAGAACCCCCGUCCGCUGCCCCCAUUAGAAGCCGCCCCCCCGAACUCGCCGAAAAGAUCAAAUUUCCGUCGCCGCAACACAACAAACACUUGGUUUACAUCAUAGAAUGGUAGAAGGUGAAUCACCGAGAAAUCAAAAGCAAGACUCUGAUGUAAAAAUCGAGCACGUGGCCAACGGCACCGGAUCAAAGGAUCUUGAGCUUGGAAAUUUCGGUACCGUUAAAGAGCUACCAACCAAAGUCCUACCGGAUGACAAAUACUGUGACAAAGCUGAUUUCGAAAAAGCCAUCGAAUUAACUAGAUAUGGAAAAUUUCACUUUCUUCUGCUAGCAGUAUGCGGUUUCGUAAGCACCUCGGAGGAGAUGGACGUCAUCUCGAUGUCGUUCAUCCUUCCUUCGGCUCAAUGCGACUUAAACCUCAACACCCAAACGAAGGGUUGGCUCAACUCCAUCAUCUUCAUCGGUAUGAUGGCAGGAGCCUAUGUCUGGGGUUCUGUAGCCGAUUCGUUGGGUCGUAAAAAGGUGCUUAUUGUGAGUUCCUUCAUGAACGCCAUAUGUAUCGUAGCUUCUAGCUUCUGUCAAACAUAUGAGAUGUUCAUGGUCUUCAGAUUUCUAAACGGGGCGGCAUUAGGGGGCAGCGGACCAGUAAUCUGGUCAUACUUUGCGGAAUUUCAACCUAAGUCCAAAAGAGGCUCUAUGCUUUCAUUCAUGGCGGCUUUCUGGACUCUGGGUAACUUAUUUGUAGCUGGCUUGGCAUGGUUGAUCAUUCCAGCCGAUAUUGGUUUCGAAACCAAAUACUUCGUGUAUAAUUCUUGGAGAAUCUUCUUGCUCAUUUGCGCUUUUCCAUCAUUCAUUGUGGCUGCUUUACUGUGUUUCCUACCGGAAAGUCCCAAGUUCUUACUUACCCAAGGAAAACAUGAAGAAGCUCUAGCUAUUUUCAAAUACAUUUAUCACGUAAAUACAGGAAAUGAUGCCGAAGAUUUUCCAGUGAAACACCUCAUCUUCGAGCAAGAAGAACUAACCAUUGAACAAAAGGCUAAGAUUGCCAAAAGAGGAAAAUAUACAAAUAUGCUUGUUGAUAUUUUAGAUAAUAGUAAACAGUUGUUCGUUUCACCUAUUUUGAAAUUUACACUCAUCUCAGUUACGAUUAACUUUACCUUCCAUAUUGGAUACUACGGUCUCAUGAUGUGGUUUCCAGAACUUUUUAGCAGAUUCGAUGAAUUCUCGAAAAUCCAUAACGGUGCAGAAGCUGGUGUAUGUGAAGUAACUGACUAUGUGGUUAACAUGGGAAGUCACAGUGAAGGCAUACUAUGUAACGACAAAAUUUCCUCAUCUGUAUUUAUGGAGUCUUUAAUUACAGUAUCUGCUGCUUUGCCAAGUAACAUCAUAGCAGUUUUAGGAAUGGACAGACUGGGUAGAAAAUUCUUCUUAGUAUUCAGUACAGUCUCGUCCGGUUUAUGUUCAGCAUGUAUGUAUUUCGUUUACAACAAGACUCAUAAUUUGAUAGUUUCUGCAGUAUUCAGUAGUGUAAUUUCAUGUGGUAACGCAGCUUUGGAUUCGCUCAUCACCGAAAUUUUCCCAACUCAUCUCAGGGCCACGGGUAUAGCCAUUUCGAUGGUAGCAGCCCGGUUGGGUGGUAUUAUUGGUAAUAUCGUAAUAGCCCAACUUCUCGACUUGUACUGUCCUGCUCCAACUUUCAUCGUAACUGGGUUGUUGAUUGGAGGAGGUCUUCUGUGCCUCUUCCUGCCAAACACCACUCAAAAACCACUUCAGUAAGACCACCAAUUUGUAUCCUUACCUCGAAUCAAAAUUUGUUUGAAGAGGGUUUUAUAUAACUGAAAUAUUGCCAUUUUACCAUGUUACCUGUUAGAUGGGGUUCAUUUUUACGAUUGAUCGUCAAUUGGAUACCUAUAUGUAGUGUAAACAAUACGAACAAGCGAAAAAUGAAUCGUAUUUACUACAAGUUGUAGAUAAAAUUUAACUUCAUAAAAUUAGUAUUAGUAAAGUAAGCAGAAUGUAGCCUAGUUCCUAGAGUUUAUACAUUUCCAUUAUGUAUUAUACUAUUAUAAAUAAAUGUUAAUUUUAUUCAGAAUUAGAACGAAUUUGUUUUAUUAUAUAAUUAUUUAUACAGAUUCAGAAAUUUUAACGCGCAAAUGGAAGUGAGGUGAAAGUCGAAUAUACCAUGCGCCAGGCCACAUCUUAGCAGUUUUUGUUUGUUUCACGCGCGGUCGUAUUAUACCUUGUCCAAUUUAUUGUAAAAUAGAGGGUACGCGUUUAGAUUUCCGUAACAACUAUAAUUAUUAGAAACCAAAAACAAGCAGCAUACAAGCCUAUUAUGUCAGCGUUCAAGUUCGCAACAUACGGAAUUCUUUUUUUAUUUAUUAGUUUACUUUAUUUUAGAGUUCAUGAACAGUUUUUGCUACAAAAAUAAUAAAAUAUGAAUAAUAAUCCACGUG
Molecule: messenger RNA, 2546 nt
Organism: Psylliodes chrysocephalus
Lineage: Eukaryota; Metazoa; Arthropoda; Insecta; Coleoptera; Chrysomelidae
Source: the annotation of a GenBank genome assembly